Molecule: messenger RNA, 2256 nt
Organism: Austrofundulus limnaeus
Lineage: Eukaryota; Metazoa; Chordata; Actinopteri; Cyprinodontiformes; Rivulidae
Gene: mterf2
Product: mitochondrial transcription termination factor 2
Biological process (GO): regulation of DNA-templated transcription; termination of mitochondrial transcription
Cellular component (GO): mitochondrial matrix
Molecular function (GO): double-stranded DNA binding
Source: RefSeq, a predicted model, not a curated record
GAAGACUUUUAUUUUGAAAAAAGGAAAAUAAAUCAGUUCGGUAACCAGAUAGCAUCUGCAGGACGUCAGUCACUUUUGUAGAGUGAGGCAGUUAGGGGAAAGCGAGGUGUUUUCAAGUUACUACUUGUUCUCAGUGAAGUUCGUUUUGUCCUUAUUUUCUCAUGUCAGUCAUGCAAAAAACUGUGAAAGUGAAGUUAACCAGAAGUUGUUGUAUUUUUAAGCCUGAGGCGACUGAUGAGUCUUAACUGGAUGCUUCUCACCGCAAAAAUAUUUUCUCAUGAGAUCUAAUUCUAUGUUUAUAGGGGGAAAUUAAUGGUCCAUUACUGUACAUUUCUAAAUGAUUUUGUCAGGCAUGAAUUGUCUGUGACACGCUUUGGUGAAAAUGCAAUACUAGCAGCUCCAUGGCACCAGAGCUCUUUGCAGCUGAUUGUAAAAGGAGUCAUGAGACAUGCCACUCCUUGAACAUGGAUGAGUUCAAACACCACAUGACAUGAUACAAAGUGUAGUAUCAAAUACUAACCUUUCAUUUUAUUUGAUCUUUGUGUCUGAGAACCAGCAGGAUUUUGCAUUAAUGCUGCGCUUCUUUGCAACGUCUCUGUACGUUCGAUGCCAACAUGCUGCAGCUCUGCCUUUAAACCUCAGGAGAUGUGCGUCUCUCAGCUCAGGGGAGAACCAACAGACUGUGGAGGCUCUUUAUGAGCUCUCCGUGGACAUCCAGAAGGUUCGGAAACUUAAAGGAUGGGUGCUACACGAGAGUCCGGCCUACGCRAAGGAGGUAGCCGGUCUGCUGAAGGACAUGGGGGCCUCGGGCCACGUCAUUGCUCACAUCUUAGCUGUUCAUCCGGAGGCCGUUCUUUGUAAUCCGGAGCAGAUGCAGACUCAGAGGGAGCUGUGGACGUCUGUGUGCCCAAACCAGAACGAGCUGAUCGGUAUUAUUGAGAAAUUCCCAGCAUCCUUCUUCACCUCGUCCAGUCACAACGACAACCAGCGGAACAACAUCGUUUACCUCCAGAGUCUGAACCUGAACAAGCGAGUCAUCACCAAACUCAUGGCCAGCGCUCCACAGAGCUUCAGCCAGCCGGUGGAGCAGAACCGGGUCAUGGUCUGCGCCCUCCAACAGGCCUACAGGGAGCUCGGGGGCGAAGAGGCCAACAUGAAAAUCUGGCUUCAGAAGCUGCUGAGUCAAAACCCGUUUGUUCUUCUCAAACCCGCCGAUGAGCUGAGGCAGAACCUGGUGUUCCUGAGAGAGAGGGGCUUCAGCACCGCAGAGCUCCUCCGCCUCCUCUCCAARCUGAAAGGCUUUGUCACCGAGCUGAACCCAGACAGAAUGCGCCGCACCCUGACCUUCUCCCGGAAAACCAUCGGCUGCUCCGAAGAGGAGCUGCGGGAGAUCGUCCUCAAGUGUCCAGCUUUGCUUUACUACCCAGAAUCUACACUUUCUGAUCRCUUUAAGGGCCUCCUCGGUGCCGGGAUCAGCAUGUCUCAGAUCACAGAGACUCCGGCCAUCCUGGAGCUGACCCCGCAGAUAGUGAACUAUCGCAUCCAGCGACUGAAGGGACAUGGGUACGACGUAAAGACGGGCAGUUUGGAUGUCUUAAACGGCACCAAGAAAGAUUUUGAGACGAGUUUGGGGAAACUUCAACUGAGAAGAGAGAGACCACUUUUUAACCCCGUCGCCCCUUUAAAGGGAGAUGAUUAACAAUAAUUAUUGAACUUAACAAAUCAUGAAAAUGUGUUUUUAUUUUUAUGUCUGAGAAAGAUUUCAGAGUCUUAUGUCUAACAGUUACUUUAAAAUCAAGACUUUUCCCAACAGGACAAAACAUCCAAAAAAAAAACCCCAUUAUGAUUACCCAUCAAAUACAUUAUUUUGUCAGUUUAUUGAAAUUCUAUGAGUUGGUUGAUUACAACAUUUUGCAGAUUAUGUAUAAGGCUCAUAAAAAUACCUUUGAACAUCCAAUUGAGUUUUGUUAAGAGACAAAGUUACUACAGUUUAAAAGGGACAGAGGUGUUUGUGAAACCUAAAAUCUGAACUAGUUUGAAGGAACGAUGUACUUCAGUGCAAGGAAUAAAACUGUGGAAUAAUCUGGAGAAUGAUAUUAAAGGUGUAGGAUCAUUGUAUAAGUUUAGGAGAAUGGUAAAAUCCAGUCUGUUGAAAUAUUAAAUGAUGUAAUAUGUAUCCUUAAAACUUGUCUGAGAAAGAUUUUAUUUUAUUAUUUUUUCUGUUUGAAUUUCUUUUGAUGGAAAAAGGCGCAGAUA